AUGCGCCCCUCAUUGGCUCCUCUGCACCGUCUGGAGUAAGUUGGAUGUGCGCGCUCCUCACUCGCAUCCCGAAACCGCCUCAAAAACUGUUGCGAUGGGGAGGAUCAGGAAAAACCACAUUGGGAUUUUGACUUUUUCCAUAAUGAUGAGUUUUGUCUGCGCUCAAAGCGUCAAGGAUAUCAAAGAUCCGAGCAAUAUGCCUCUGGUAAAAGAAACAGUGGACAGGCUGAUGAAAGGAUACGACAUUCGGUUGAGGCCAGAUUUCGGAGGUGCGCCAGUGGCGGUGGGGAUGAAUAUAGACAUAGCCAGCAUAGACAUGGUGUCUGAAGUCAAUAUGGACUACACCUUGACCAUGUACUUCCAGCAAGCGUGGCGGGACAAGCGCCUGUCCUACUCCGAGAUCGCCUACAACCUGACUCUGGAUAACCGGGUGGCCGACCAGCUGUGGGUCCCCGACACCUACUUCCUCAACGACAAGAAGUCCUUCGUUCACGGCGUCACGGUCAAAAACAGGAUGAUCCGCCUCCACCCGGACGGGACCGUGCUGUACGGACUCAGGAUCACCACCACCGCCGCCUGCAUGAUGGACCUGCGCCGCUACCCUCUGGACGAGCAGAACUGCACCCUGGAGAUCGAGAGCUACGGAUACACCACCGACGACAUUGAGUUUUACUGGCGGGGCGGGGACGGCGCCGUGUCCGGCGUGGACAGGAUAGAGCUGCCGCAGUUCUCCAUCGUGGACUACAAGCUCAUCUCCAGGAACGUGGUCUUCUCCACAGGUGCCUACCCCCGCCUGUCCCUCAGCUUCAAGCUGAAGAGGAACAUUGGUUACUUCAUCCUGCAGACAUACAUGCCUUCCAUCCUGAUUACCAUCCUCUCCUGGGUCUCCUUCUGGAUCAACUACGAUGCGUCGGCUGCCAGAGUGGCCCUGGGAAUCACUACCGUGCUGACCAUGACCACCAUCAACACCCACUUGCGAGAGACGCUCCCUAAGAUCCCCUACGUGAAGGCUAUAGACAUGUACCUGAUGGGCUGCUUUGUGUUUGUCUUCCUGGCCCUGCUGGAGUACGCCUUCGUCAACUACAUCUUCUUCGGCCAGGGCCCUCAGCGGCAGAAGAAGGCGGCUGAGAAAGCAGCCACCGCCAAUAAUGAGAAGCUGAGGCCCGACCCCAACAAGUGGCUGGUGGGAAAUGUAGUUCAGAGAGAUGAUGCUCUGUAUGCCAGAAUGAAACAGAGGGAAAUUGACGCAUAUGACUCGAUGUGGGAUCCCAUCUUUGUGGACGAUGCCGCAUUAGGACUAGGCGAGCAAAGAAAUAAGAUGACCCCCGACGACAACAUCUUGUUUAGCACCCUGGAGAUGAAGAAUGAGAUGGGUGGAGCCGGGGAUCUGUCCCGGGGCCUGGGCGCUCCCGGAGACCCCCGCAACACCAUGCUGGCCUACGACAGCUCCACGCUGCAGUACCGCCGGGCGGCCAUGGCGCGCCAGAACUAUGGCCACAGCGCCUUGGAGCGCCACGCCCAGAAGAAGUCGCGCCUACGGAGACGGGCCUCCCAGCUCAAGGUGAACAUCCCGGACCUGUCCGACGUGAACUCUAUUGACAAGUGGUCCAGGAUGAUCUUCCCCACUGUCUUCUCCUUCUUCAACGUGGUCUACUGGCUCUAUUACGUCCAUUAAACCCGGUGGAGCGUGGCGGCCAGCUCGUGGCGGGCGUAU
Molecule: messenger RNA, 1714 nt
Organism: Salarias fasciatus (jewelled blenny)
Lineage: Eukaryota; Metazoa; Chordata; Actinopteri; Blenniiformes; Blenniidae
Gene: gabrb2a
Product: gamma-aminobutyric acid type A receptor subunit beta2a
Exons: 10
Coding region: 95-1675 (526 amino acids)
Biological process (GO): monoatomic ion transmembrane transport
Cellular component (GO): membrane
Molecular function (GO): GABA-A receptor activity; extracellular ligand-gated monoatomic ion channel activity
Source: RefSeq, a predicted model, not a curated record